GGUGCCCUUUGAGGAGCUCACCGCCAUGUACGCGCUGGCUGAUGUCUGCCUCGUGACGUCAACUCGCGAUGGCAUGAACCUGUGAGUCUAUUUGGGACAAGCAUUGCUAAUAGGUAGCGUCGCCUACGAGUACAUCUCGUCUCAGGCUGAGAAGCACGGCUCUAUGAUUUUGUCCGAGUUUGCUGGAGCCUCGCAGAGUCUGGCUGGCUCGCUCAUUAUCAACCCUUGGGACGUUGACUCGACGGCCAGUGCCAUCCACCAAGCCCUCACGUUGGCUCCAGAGAUCCGUGCCCAGAACUGGACAAAGCUGUUUGCAUACGUGUCCAACUUUACCGCGCAGUCCUGGGGCCUCUCCUUCCUCAACGAGCUCAACCGCUCGACAGGGCGUCGUCCUACUGGGCCUCUGCUGGGCGGCCGCCGAAAGUCGAGUAGCAACCUCAGCCGUGCUAGCUCACGUGCAAGCAUCAAGCGGCGCUUCACUGUCAACUCGUCCACUCCAGUCGCUCCUGUUGUGGCCUCUUAAAAUCAAUCUACUCGUCAUUCUCCUAGCUCUCCUGUACAGAUGGAUGUAUCAUGGUAAAACAUGUCUAUGGCUCUAAGAUUCGUUGACCU
Molecule: messenger RNA, 612 nt
Organism: Cutaneotrichosporon oleaginosum
Lineage: Eukaryota; Fungi; Basidiomycota; Tremellomycetes; Trichosporonales; Trichosporonaceae
Biological process (GO): cellular response to heat; trehalose biosynthetic process
Cellular component (GO): alpha,alpha-trehalose-phosphate synthase complex (UDP-forming); cytosol
Molecular function (GO): trehalose-phosphatase activity
Source: RefSeq, a predicted model, not a curated record